AUGCCAGAGGUUGAUGCCAUUGUCGUCGGCGCGGGCCUGAGCGGUCUGCAAGCUGCACUGGACCUACAAAAAGCAGGUCGGUCGUUUCUCGUACUCGAGGCUCGCGAUCGCGUCGGAGGUAAGACACGCUCUGUGCAACGGCCAGAUGGCAAAGGUGUCCAGGAGCUGGGUGCUGCAUGGGUUAAUGACACCAACCAAUCACUUGUAUGGAGUUAUUGUCAGCAGUUUGGCUUAACGUCCGUUGUGCAGAACAUCAAUGGCUCCGUUGCAUGCGAAGAUGAGGAGGGGAAUUGCCAUCUGUUUCCGUUUGGGGAGAUGCCUCGAUUCGAAGCACAAGACGUUGAGAACGCCGUUGCGCUCCGCGAUAGCGUCGAGGCAGCCUCAUUGGACCCGGCCACGUUCAAGCAGCCACAGCGCCAACGGCUCGAUGACUUGACAUUCGAGCAGUACUGCCGGACGCUGGGAGCCGGAGAUCUCGCGCUCAAGACCGCCCGACUCUGGACUCGCGGUACUUUGGGUCACGAUCCCAGUGACAUCUCGGCUCUCGCUUUCCUUGAGAUCGCUCGAGGCGGUCUCGGCAUCGUGAAUCUCCGCUACGACGGGAAAGAAGGUGCACAACAUCUCCGUCUCCGUGAGGGUACAUCCGCGAUAGCCACCGGCAUGGCUGCACUUUUGCCGUUGGAUACUGUGAAGCUCGACCACCCAGUCACAUCAGUCACACAACAUAGCUCAGGCGCGUACACCGUCACCACUGAAGCCAAGAAUACCUUCACAGCGCAAAAAGUAAUCCUCACCAUUCCAUCUCCGGCCUACAAAUCCAUGACCUUCACGCCGCCUCUCCACCCCUGGAAACAGUCUUUCACCCAGUCAGCUCGCUACGGGACAUAUGUCAAGUACAUCUGUCUGUUUGAAUCGCCGUGGUGGCGCUCUGUCGGGGCAUGCGGCCUCGUGCAGAGCUUCCGUGGGCCCAUCAACCACUGCCGAGACACCAGCGUCGACAUGGAUGACAACUACGCGCUCACCUGCUUCGUCGCAGCCGGACCAGGACGGCGGUGGUUGGCGCUGAAUGAAGAGGCGAGAAAGAAGGAGCUGUUGGGACAGCUGGGUAGGUUGUUUGGAGUUGAGAAAGAGAGAGUUGAGGCAGAAUUCCAGGGGGCAAUGGUAUCAGAAUGGCAUGAAGACCCGUGGGCGGGUUGGGGAUGUCCUUUCGCAGUGCCACCAUCGAGUGGUAUACUAGGAAUGUGGGAAGAUGGAGAGGCGGUUAAGAGCAAGGGCAAUGAUUUGUACUUCGUGGGAACGGAGUUUGUGGAUGACUGGAGAGGAUAUAUGGAGGGGGCGUUAAGGAGCGGGAAGCGCGGAGCCGAACAGGCGCUGUCGGACUGGGAAGAAGCGAAGCGGUUGUGA
This is a messenger RNA of Cyphellophora europaea CBS 101466, 1404 nucleotides long. RefSeq lists its product as uncharacterized. The transcript is spliced from 2 exons. Bases 1 to 1404 code for a protein of 467 amino acids. Lineage: Eukaryota; Fungi; Ascomycota; Eurotiomycetes; Chaetothyriales; Cyphellophoraceae. Gene Ontology annotation, molecular function: oxidoreductase activity. The record is from RefSeq and is a predicted model, not a curated record.